AAUUCUAUAUUAGUAAUGCAUUAUUUUUAUUAUAGACUUUACUUUUUAAGUUUGAUUUUUUAAUACUUGACAAGCUGUAAUUAGUGAAAGAUUGAACCUUUUUAAAUUCUUGAGUCAUACCAUUACUACUCUGCUGGUUAUGUUUAUGUUGCUCUACUUAAAUGCUCCAUUUCCCUCAUAGUUCUUCUUUCUAGUCACACACCUUUUGCCUGACCCUUUUUCAGUUCUUAGAGAGAAGGAGCAUAAGAGGAGGAAAAGAACAACAGACAACACAUAAUAUUGGUCAAGAAGAAUGAGAGACAACAAAGAUCAGGAUUUCUUUUCCCACAAAUUUCCCACAACCUCUCAGGUGGUGGAAGAGAUGAAGGAGCUGUGGGGCAUGGCUCUACCUAUCACAGCUAUGAAUAUGUUGGUGUUUGUGAGGGCAGUGGUUUCUGUUCUCUUCUUGGGUAGGCUUGGAAGCCUAGAGCUAGCAGGUGGUGCACUUUCCAUAGGCUUCACCAACAUAACAGGGUACUCUGUUCUUGUGGGUCUUGCAGCAGGCCUAGAACCUGUGUGCAGCCAAGCCUAUGGUAGCAAAAACUGGGACCUCCUCUCUCUUUCUCUCCAACGAAUGGUCCUAAUCCUUCUCAUGGCAAUCAUUCCCAUAAGUCUUCUCUGGCUGAACCUUGAGAGGAUCAUGCUGUUCAUGGGCCAAGACAGUGCCAUAACAGGAAUGGCAUCAAUCUACUGUUUCUACUCUCUACCAGACCUUUUAACAAACACCUUUCUCCAACCUUUAAGGGUUUUUUUAAGGUCCCAAAAGGUGACCAAACCUAUGAUGUAUUGCUCCCUUGUAGCAGUGUUGUUCCAUGUUCCACUGAACUACUUGUUGGUGGUGGUGAUGGAGCUGGGGGUGCCUGGGGUGGCCAUGGCUUCUGUGCUGACCAAUCUGAACAUGGUGGUGCUUAUAGCAGGGUAUAUGUGUGUGUGCAGGAAGAGGGAGAUGGUGUUGAAGUGGGGAUAUGGAGGGGGAGUGGUGGCUAGUUUGUGUUCUGGGUUGGGGCAGUUGAUGGAGUUUGCUGUGCCUAGUUGCCUUAUGAUAUGUUUAGAGUGGUGGUGGUACGAGAUUGUGACUGUGCUGGCUGGGUACUUGCCACGUCCAACACUGGCUGUGGCUGCCACUGGUAUUCUGAUUCAGACAACUAGCAUGAUGUACACUGUCCCCAUGGCACUUGCAGGGUGUGUUUCUGCCAGGGUAGGGAAUGAGCUUGGAGCUGGAAAACCAUACAAGGCAAAGCUAGCAGCAAUGGUUGCAUUAGGAUGUGCUUUUGUGAUAGGCUUCAUCAAUGUGACAUGGACUGUGAUAUUAGGUCAAAGAUGGGCCGGGCUUUUCACCAAUGAUGAGCCAGUCAAAGCCUUGGUUGCCUCAGUGAUGCCAAUUAUGGGCCUGUGUGAGCUUGGGAACUACCCACAAACCACGGGCUGUGGGAUUUUGCGCGGCACAGCACGGCCCGGUGUGGGGGCCCAUAUAAACCUGGGCUCAUUCUACUUCGUGGGCACUCCGGUGGCAGUGGGCCUGGCAUUUUGGUUCAAGGUUGGGUUCAGUGGGCUUUGGUUUGGGCUUCUGUCUGCCCAGGUGGCAUGUGCAGUGUCAAUCAUGUAUGUUGUGUUGGUGAGGACUGAUUGGGAAGCUGAGGCCCUGAAGGCUGAAAAGCUCACAAGGGUGGAAAUGGGUAGUAUCAAUGGGCUUAGGAACAAGGAGAAUGAGAAAGAUGAGGAAAUGAGAGGGUUGUUGGGAAAUGGAAAUAGGAACAACAAAGAUGACAUUUGCUAAGAAAAAAGAAACCACACCACUGUUAAGGAUUGACAAGAGUUAUGACAUUGAGAUUUUGUUUGUUGGGAAGAUCAAAUGGGGUUGGAGGCUUGUCAAUGGUUCCUUUAUGAUAAUUUUGAGGAGGGCUUAUUUUGUUUUCAUUUGCUUGGAAAACUGAAUCUAAUCUUCUUUUAAUUAAUACCAAUUGUUACAUA
Vigna angularis (adzuki bean) is the source of this 2010-nucleotide messenger RNA. RefSeq names its product protein DETOXIFICATION 54. NCBI's taxonomy places the organism in Eukaryota, Viridiplantae, Streptophyta, Magnoliopsida, Fabales, Fabaceae. Gene Ontology annotation, biological process: xenobiotic detoxification by transmembrane export across the plasma membrane. The record is from RefSeq and is a predicted model, not a curated record. Gene Ontology annotation, molecular function: xenobiotic transmembrane transporter activity; antiporter activity. The transcript has 4 exons. Bases 293 to 1816 code for a protein of 507 amino acids. Gene Ontology annotation, cellular component: membrane.